Molecule: messenger RNA, 1441 nt
Organism: Vigna unguiculata (cowpea)
Lineage: Eukaryota; Viridiplantae; Streptophyta; Magnoliopsida; Fabales; Fabaceae
Product: putative E3 ubiquitin-protein ligase RHC2A pseudogene
Source: RefSeq, a predicted model, not a curated record
CGACCAGUUCCCAAUCCCACCUCACCAAUUUUCUCACUCGAGAAUUUUCCCGGAAAAUUUCACCCUCUUCCAUUCCCACCCAAACAAAAACAAAUCAAUUCUUUCUGAUUCUUGAACAAUCCAAAAGAGAGAAAUUAAAAAUCAUGGCUUCUUUGAGAUCUUCUUCUUCAUUCUGGUGCUACCGAUGCAACCGCGUCGUUAGGGUUUCCCUCGCUGCAGAAGCGCAGCGAGAUCCUACCAUUCUCUGCCCCGAUUGUCACUCCGGUUUUCUCGAAGAGCUCCACACGCCUCCCCACUCGCGUCGAUCCACGCGCGCCGGGUCGCCCUUCAAUCCCGUGAUCGUGUUGCGCGGGGGAAACGGAAACGAAAACGCAAGCGCCAACGAAAACGAAAACGAUGUCGCCUCGGGGAACUUCGAGCUCUACUACAACGACGGCGUUUCGGGUCCGGGCCCCAGCGGCCUGCGCCCGCUGCCCGCGGGCGUGACCGACUUUCUCAUGGGCUCCUCGGGCUUCGAUCACUUGCUGGAUCAGCUGGACGGCACCGCGGUGCGCCUCGACCGGGCAGCGUCGAAGGCGGCGAUCGAGUCGAUGCCGGUGGUGAAGAUCCUGGCGAGUCACGCGCACGCGGAGUCCCACUGCGCGGUGUGCAUGGAAAAUUUUCAAGUGGAUUGCGAUGCACGUGAGAUGCCGUGCGGGCACGUGUAUCACUCGGAGUGCAUCGUGCCGUGGCUGUCUGUGCGGAACUCGUGCCCCGUGUGCCGCCGCGUGGUUCCUUCAGAUGAAGUUGAUGAUAACAAUACGAUGGGGUUAACCAUAUGGAGACUCCCUGGGGGAGGAUUCGCUGUGGGCAGGCUCAUCGGUGGUAGAGAACUGCCCCUGGUGUACACGGAGAUGGACGGCGCGUUUAACGCCUCUAACGGCGUUCCCAGGAGAGUCUCCUGGGAUUCUUCUAUCGGUAGGUCUAGAGAGAGUAGGGGCUUUGCUUCUGCUUUUCGGAAUCUUGUUUCCUAUUUCGGAAGAGUUAGGAGUUCCUUUUCUCGUGGAACGAGAAACUCGCGUCUCAAUGGAAGAUCACGCUCUGCCACAACCAUUUUUUCUAGGUUCAGGAGUCGAUCAAGAUUUUAAAAGAGUACGAUUUCGACCACAGUGUCAAGAUUUUUUCAGUCAUCGUGACACAAUCCCUAUUCGCCAGAUAUAUUUUCAAUUUCCUAAAAUGAAACUGAAACCAUGACAACAAUGGGGUUUCGGUUUUCCUAAUGUUUUUUUAGUUUGUUCAAGUAUUCGUUGAAUUUAGGGGAAUUUUAAUUGUUUGUAAUGUUUCUAGUCUGUUUAUUGAUUUUGAUACUGUAAAUAACUAAAACUGAUAAAUGGUUUAUGCAAUUGCUGAAGGGUGGUUUUGAAUUAGCUCAAAGUUACGGAUAAAGAUCGGAUUGUCUAAA